AAAAACUAAAUGUGGGAAUAAACUCGAUCGCGAACCAUGUGGGACAGAAUAAUGGAAAUAUUUUGUAAGUUUAGCCCUGAGUCCACGACGCUGCCUGCUUCGAAACCAUCGGCGAGCGGGUUAACUGUAUUUUGUUUUUACAUAUUUGGAACACUUUCUUUCUUCAACCAAGAGCUGCUGUACACGGCAUCGGAGGACAUUCUAAGCGGUAGAGAUCUUCCAACUGCUACAGUUCUUGUGUGCUUUGUGGUGCCAUUGUUGACUGUGAAAGUUCUUGCGCCGUGGUUUAUACAAAGAAUUCCCUAUGCUGUUAAGGUGUCUUUUAUCGCUCUGACCAUGGCUCUUGGACUAGCAGUCAUCGCGUUCGUCGAAGAAAUAGCUUUAAAGUUAGUGGGAAUUGUUUUGAACGCCUUGGCUUCAGGGACAGCGGAAGUAACAUUUUUGGGUCUAACUUCGUUCUACCCGCAAAUCUGUAUCAGUUCUUGGGUUGCUGGAACAGGGAUGGCUUCGCUCGUUUCGCCUCUUUAUUAUACAGGUAAAAAAAACCUCUGUUGUUUAUAAUUUAGCCGUUUCAGUUUCGUAGGCAAAUGUUUUUAGAACUCACUCGUAUUUUAGUGAACUGGCCACACGGAAAAGCACAGCUUUCUAGUCAGCUUCCUUUUGAAGAGUAUUUUAUUCAGUAAUAACUGACUCGAUGGUCCUUUUCAAUCAACUUUUCAAGCGUUACUCAUUCUAUAGCGAAGGACGUAGGGAAACUUGUUCGUUGAGUAUACGAAUCAAGACUUUACACUCUUUUAUAAUGGACCCAGCAAUACUCUCCUUCAUUAUACUUAACUGUAAAUGGUCACUUUGUUUGCUAUUCAGAGACAAUAAUUAUUCGAUCGGAGAGUAAUUUUCAAUGUUUUAUUUAUAAGUGGUAUGUUUUUUUGUGUGCUUUUUCAGUUUCUUGUUCUCGAAAAUUUAGGAUUUUCUUGUAUUUUUUCCCCCAAAUUUUAAUCGGAAGCACCUGCUAGGAAAACCCACGUUUGCGAGAAUAUUUUCCGGGUACGAUUGUCUGACCAUAAAUUAUUGUAUUUAAAUUUAAGUUAUGCCUGGAGGGAAGGGAAAAUUCGGCCCAUACGGUUGACUAAAAAUUAUUUUAUUUAAAAUGGUCUUAAGAUCGCAAGCCUGAGAGAGAAGUUAUUUUGACGGAAACAAAAUCAGCUUGAAUUGCACUUUAAAUUCAAAAAAUUUAUGUUACAAUGUAUUUUAUCGACCUAGAAAACUAGUUCGCUAAUUGGUGAAGAUGAGUUUGUUUUAUUUUUUUCAAAUUAAAAUUUUAAGAAAUUAAACCGGCCAGCAAAACUUUUUCUCUUGGCCCGACGUGGGCUGUGAGUUGCUCACCACCCUUGUAUGUUUAUAAUAUAUAAGAUAAAUAUUUUUUUUCUUUAAUCGCCUCUUAGUGGUUGCAUUUUUGAAUGUCUUUUUACAGGCGUUGUCAUCUGUGCCUUUCACAUAACACUUCUUUGUCAAAAACAAUUGCUCUAUUUUCCGUCAUUUUCCCGUUUGAAGUCAUUGCCCCUAUUAUAUUGCUUUAAUCAAUUUUUAUUUUUUGUUGGACUGUUGUGAGUAGUAAAAUGCGUGUAGAAAUAUAUGCUUUUAAUAUUGUCUAACUGCGUGAGGUCAAGGAGGUUGGAUAUAGACCAAAUUUUUCUCAUGCGUUUCAAGGGACCGAACCGAAGUUGAGGUCAAUAAAAUGGCAUUUAAACUGAAAGAAUUUGAGGCCGAUAUCCAGCUAUCGUGACCACCGAACAAGCUUUGUCAAUAGAGGAUUUAUUACAUGGGAAAGAUCUUUUUUCUUGUGGGAGCAAAGCGGAAAAUUCCGAGCUGGCAAGAAAGGCUCAUGUUAGGAGUAGUAAGGGCAGUCUCUAGUCUCCCUCGCUUUACUCAUGUUUUAGAUUUAGGACACGAAACAAAAGUUCCUGCAUUGAAUAGAGUGACGUGUAGCGUUGGCAUCGGUUCGUCCCAUACAAGGGAAUCCAGGAAAGUUUUGCCUGUGGAAUCCGGAAUACGGCUCAUGGAAUAAGGAAUCUUAUUAUUCCACUAUUAUGUAAUUUUACCGUAUAAGGUCAAAAGAACAACCUAAACACGAGGCCGUAAUACACUGUAGUGUCCUGGUUUAACCGUUUUACAACAGGGCGAAUACCGGUGGAUACAAAAGGAGCAACUAUGGCUGGCAGAAUCAGGAUGUUUUGGAUACUCUUACUAGAAAAUAGAAGCCAAAAUAACAUUUUUUCUUUUGCAGUAAAAUCAUGAAUUAACCUCUCAUUCAAUGGUUUGGCAUAUAAUACGCGCGAAUAUAUUGCUAAUUGUUAACGUCAUUCUUACAGACGGAAUCAGGAUGUUUCUGAAUACUCUUACCUAAAAAUAGAAGCCAAUUGCCGAACAACUCGCAAAAUAUCCGCACGUAUUAUACCCUAAACCAUCGAAUAAGGUGUAUCUAUUAACGAUUUGAAUCCAGAAUCCAAGUUCCACUGAAGCCUGGAACGGCAGAACCAUGAGACUGUCCUGGAUUCCCCUACAAAGAGCAACUGCAUAUAAUUAACAAUUAGUAAAAUCCAACUAGUGCCCUAUUAUCAAUGCUGCGUCUAUUAUCAAUGCUACUACUAGGCUAUAUGUUAUAGCCCACUAGUAGCGAAAAGCGCCGACUUUGAAAACCAAAACAAUGGCGGCUGAGUCGAGUUUUGCUAGCUAAAGUUGUUUUGUCUCGAUAUUUUUGACCAACUAGUUGGAUUUUACUAAAACAAUUAUUCCUCUCGCCCUAAUGGCCUCUGAGUCAAUAGCCCAUGAGGCCGCAGGCCUCAUGGGCUAUUGACUCAGAGCCCAUUCGGGCGAGAGGAAUAAUUGUUAAAUUGUACCAUGAUGGCUAAGCCAACCAGAGCUGUAGAAUUACAUUAUGCAAUGACUCAGUGUUUAAUAAUAAAAAUUAUCGUCUUGAUUAUUAUUAUUUUAUUUUAUUUUUCUGUUUUUGUUAUUUGCAUUUUGAAAAUGGUUACUAUUGUCAUAUAAGUUAGUCAGUUUUAGUUAAGUUAGUUUGUCGUUUCUGACAAAGUUGAGAGAAAUAAAAGUCCGAUCAAACUCGUUAUUUUUACUUGCUUUCAGCUGUGACAACAUGGACUUGCGUCUCACCCAAAGUAGCAAUCAUGAUAACAGUUCCUUUUCCCUUCCUGCUGAUGAUGUUUUACGCCGUUUUGGACAAGUCCAACGUCUUGAGUAUCUCGCGCAGGCCUCAAGAACGAGUUGAAGUCGAAUACACAGCCGUAGGGACCUCUGAUAGCGCCGAGAAGCCAGCGUCGAUUCCUGAAAGACUUUCAUUUGGUGGGAACCUCCGUAUUGGUGUCAAAAUUCUACCGUUCAUCGUUCCUUUAGCCUUCAGCUUCUUCGCGGAGUAUAUGUCAAAUUCUGCCGUUGUUACUACCAUAGCCUUUCCUAAGUCGGGCGUAAUGCCCCGAGAUCACUAUCUCUAUUACGCCUUGGCAUACAGACUCGGCAAGUUCGUUGGCAGAGGCUAUCUGUUCAUCUUUGCUUGUUUGCCGGACGAGGCCAUAGAGUUCUUGAAGUGCGAUAAGACCUGGAUAUUUGCAGGUGAGACUCAAAAUAUUUUUUUACAUUGAUGCUCUCCGGGAAACGUUUCUCAAGGUGACCAAUAUUUAAAACUAAACUUCUAAAUGGCACUGAAACCAGCUUUAGGCGCGCACUGAUUUCAAAUAACUGUCACUUGUGUUAAACAAAGAAUUGUGGGUAAGGAAAAAAUAGGGAAGGGGGGGAGGGUAAGAUAGUAAUUCUGCCUACGUCCACUUCUACACAAAUCCCUCACCAAAAAACAAGCAAACAACACAGUAAAUAAGCUAUUAGACAGGGGAAGUUGAGAAAAAUACAAAAUGUUUGCUAACCCGGUUUUUAUAACUCCAGGUAUGCAAAUCAAAACUCUAAUGAAACUGCACACUGCGCUAUAUUGGUUCGUUGUUGAGAGAUCUUGGUUUUUUUUGGUCUAAAAGAUUGGGCAUAAAGUUUAGCAGAUAUAAAGACACCCUUUAAACAUUUUCUCUUUUGUCUUUUCUUUGUGAAUUAGUAAUGCGUUAGUAAAGCUCUCGAAAACGUCCACCCUCUUCUGUUUUGCCCUGCGGAGCGCCUUGCGCUACUAUUGAACAAACAGACAUCAUCUGGGCCUGAUUUUUAACAUAAUAUGUCUACCGCCAUGCUACUAAAGUACGUAAUUAGUAAAUAGUUUACUCGUGAAAAGGUGCAUUAUAGGAGAUGUGCAAGUGGCGUAUCAGAACAAAAAAGGUUUUUGUUUUUUCGAGCAACUUUUGAGCAACUUUCGUUACAAAAAGCAAAUUUUGAUGGUUUUUUGAGCAACUUUUGGGCAAAUUUUUCGAGAAAUUACGGGAAACGUUUUGGAAAAUCUCGAGGAACAUGCGGAAAGCCCCACUGAUGGUGCCAUAUGAUUACUCACGAUUAUUCUUUGUUUGUUGCAGUGCUCAACAAUGCCCUUCUCAUCUUCUUUGUGUUCGAGUCUUGGUACCAUUUUCUCCCGUAUAUUUGGAUCAUGAUCGCUCUCUGCUCCAUCCUGGGUAUCGUUGCUGGGAUGAUUGUCUUACAUUCGCCCCAUGCCGUCGCGCGGCGUGUUUUGCCGGAGGAAAAAGAGUUUGCAUUGGGACUAUUAACGGUUGGUAAUGCUGUGGGAGCAUUUGUGGCCGGAUUCGCUGGUCUGGCUGUGGAGCCAUUCCUGACGGCGGAAUGUAAACAACAUUUCCCUGCCACAUCAGGCUACUGCUUUACAAGGGUGUCAACCACAUCGGGAUGGGAUACCAAUAUUCACUGCUCUUAAGGAAUUUUGAAGACGUUGUGAUGAAAAUUAACCACGAAAAAUAUAUUUGCUACGCAUAAUUUCUGUUUUUGUCACAACAAACAAAAAUUUACGAAAUGGCUUUCAGUUCAUGCAUGUGUUUAGUUCAGCAUCAGCGCUGCACUGUACACUGAUCUGCCUUUAGACUUUGACCACCAAUUAGUUUUUAAUUAUAGGCACGAUCAAAGUUUGCCUGAGGGUAAUUGGAAGAGCCAAUUCAUCCUUUUCGGGUCAACUUUUAGGUUCGACUUCUUCCGCCCUCCCGAGCGCGGACUCCGAUUUCCCGAAAAGCGACUGGUAAGAAGGUCGAAAAGUUAUAUGUUAUAGAAUAUUAAAUCUAAAAGCUGCAAGAAUAGUGUAAAACGUUUAUUCACCGUGAAAAUAGUACUCUAACUACUGUUUACAGGCACUGACUUGAAUAAUGUUAUGUCAAUAAGUCUAUAAUGCUAUUCUAAUAUCGCCGAUAAAAAAAUCCCACUCGAAAGUAAGAAUCAGUUGUUGAAUGAGCGAGGAGACAGCCUGACCGAAAUGUUAUAACAAUGGACUUGAAAUAUAUCGGGGGUUAAGUAAACCCUAGCUCUGUGACAUGAUAUUAAAUAAUUAUUGGAUAAGGUUUUUGUGAUAUCCGGAAUAAUCAAGGUCGAAGUAAGUGUUAUCAGCCGAGCCGAGGUCCCAGGCAGAUAACACUUACCGAGACUUAACUGAUUAUUUAGGAUAUCACAAAAACCAAAUCUAAUAAUUGUUUUAUUAUACAUUAUUUUGAAGAAAAUCAAGACAAACACACCGUCGCAAGGAACCUGAAUUGAUAUUGUGAUUGGAAAUCAUGCAUUGCACGCGC
Porites lobata is the source of this 5726-nucleotide messenger RNA. Lineage: Eukaryota; Metazoa; Cnidaria; Anthozoa; Scleractinia; Poritidae. The record is from the annotation of a GenBank genome assembly.